Aphis gossypii (cotton aphid) is the source of this 2313-nucleotide messenger RNA. RefSeq lists its product as uncharacterized. Lineage: Eukaryota; Metazoa; Arthropoda; Insecta; Hemiptera; Aphididae. The coding region runs from base 243 to 1940 and encodes 565 amino acids. The record is from RefSeq and is a predicted model, not a curated record. The transcript has 2 exons.
CCCGCUCGUCCGGUCAGUGUACGCCACUGAAUAAGACGAUCGUUUAAGGACCAUUCGCAAACCUAUCGCCGCAGUGCCUUCCACGGUGCUGUAACGUGCGUAUUAUUCGCUGCAGAGUUGAUUGUUAUUAUUAUUUUUGAUUUUUCUACACAGUUUAAAGACAAAAAUAAUUUUAAAAAAGCGCGUUUUCACUCGAAGCGCAUAGGUAUUAUUUCAACCAGCCGCACGGUACCGCCGACACGAUGAAGUACACGACAUACCUCUUGAGCGCGUUACUAUUGUUAACGCUGUUGUCGACGGAUGUGGAUAGUAGACGAGUGAACGUGAAACAGGUAGCGGACGACGUCGAACGAGACGACGCUCAACAAAGCGCCGCGGACGAUGAGGCGCAACAGCAACAGUUCAAGCCGGUGUUGAUCACGCGCAGGCCUUUGCAUCAAAGACCACAGGUGGACGUCGAAACCGAACGACAACCGGUGGUCGUGAUCCGGCAAUCUCCCAGGGUGUUGCAGCAGCGGGCCCGCGAACAACAAGGGGUCGCCGCCGCCGACGACGAAGACGACGAACAGCAGUCGCAAGUGAUCAUCAGGCAGCAGCCGACAAAAGCCGGUCUGAGAGCCCAGUCGCCGCAAGCUCAACAGCUCGUCCAACAGCGACUCAAGCAGCAGGAGCAGCCUCAACAGAAGGAACCGACCGCGCAGACGAUCCGAAAUUUCAACAAGCUGAACGACGACGGUUCGUUCACGUUCGGUUACGAGGCGGACGACGGUAGCUUCAAAGAGGAGACUAGGGGCACGGACUGCGUGGUCAGGGGCAAGUACGGUUACGUGGACCCGGACGGCAACAAACGCGAGUUCACUUACGUGCAGGGCAACCCAUGCGACCCGAACGCGUCCACCGCCGAGGACGAAGAAGAGCAGCCGGGCAAACCGGGCGAAGAGGAAAACGUUCCGGCCAACGCGGGCAGACCUAAGCCCAAGAACAGCAACAGGCCGACCACCACGUUGUUCCAGCAGACGUUUGGCGAUUUCGAAUCGCAACCCCAACCGUCCACCACACCCCGUCAACCAGGCAGACAACAGCUGCAGCAGCAAUCGGCGUUCCAAGAAUCAGCUCCCAGGAGACCACCACCCCCUCAGAUAUCGCCGGUGCAGUUGCAAGCCGACCGCCCAUCGUCCACUGCCGCACCACCACCACCACCACCACCACAGUUCCUUCCCGCCGCCGGAAAUCUAGAGUCGGCCAUCCGGAACCUGCCACAACCGGCGCUGACGUCCGCCGGCAAAGUCCAAACGCCAGCCGGGCCCAACUCGCCUCUGUACACCACCGAACUGGUAUUCGACCCGGCCACCGGCCAGUACAACACGGUCAUAUUCCAACAGGUGCCCAAACAGCAGGCCGGCAUCAACAUCAAUCAGCGUUUGCCGCUGCAGCCGGCUAGACAACAGCCGCUGCCCGCUCAGCAGUUCCGACCACAAGCCCCGCCGCAGUUCCAACAACCGCAACCGCAAUUCCGGCCGGCCCUCCAACCGUUCCAGCCACAAUUCCAGCCACAAAGACCGGUCGAAUUCGACUUCCAGAGACCUGCCGCCGCCGCCGCAUUUCCGGGAGCCCCGGGUCCGCAACAGCAAUUGGUCCAACAGCAACAGGCCUUGGCGUUCCAACAAUCGCAAAACCUCUUCAGACAACAGCAACAGAAACAGCAACAGCAGCAACCGCAGUUCCAACCGCAGUCGGCACAGUUCUUCCCACCGCCGUCCCAACGUUUCGAACCGGCGGCGUCGCAGUUCGCGCCCAAACAGCCACAGCGAUUCGAACAACAACCGGAAGCGCAACAACAGCAGUUCGUGCUAGUCCAGCCCGGCCGAACGCCCGGACAACAGAGCUUGGCCGCCGGCCAGAUCGACGCGUUUCUAAGAGGCCACAACGUACAGUUUUAAACGGAAUAAUUUAAUAAUAUUUCCAUUUGUAAAUAACAUAAUAUAAUAUAAUGACAUAUAUAUAUAGAAGCCGAGUACAGUGACCCACACUAUACAUGCGAUAACUAUAUAUUAUAUUAUUAUAUUUUAUUUUAACGUAAUAUUAAUAAUAAAAUAAUAUUAUUUUUGUUUAAGCUUAAUUAAUAAUGUGUAACGCGUUAUAUAGGUUUCGUAUAUAAAUGUAUUAUGAAUUUUGUACGUAGUAACGAUAAGGAUGUUUUCACACCCAUUUAGCUAAGCAGUUUCACCUGGCGGAGGUGAAAGCCAUAACUUACUGUAUAUUUAGCACUUUGCUAAAUGCUGGUUUUUUUUUUUUUUUUUUUGAAACAUUAAA